Molecule: messenger RNA, 2810 nt
Organism: Spinacia oleracea (spinach)
Lineage: Eukaryota; Viridiplantae; Streptophyta; Magnoliopsida; Caryophyllales; Amaranthaceae
Source: RefSeq, a predicted model, not a curated record
AUCCAUUAAAGACUCAAGUGAAAACCCAAAAUAGAAGCUCAAUUGCCAUCCUUCAGAUCCAAAAAUCAACGGCCAGGAUCUACCCAACCUCAAACACAGCCUAAUUGGUCCACGUAUUCAUUACACGGAAUAUCAUUGGUCCACGUCAUUAAAUAUGACGCUUUAUUUCUUUUUAAAAUUUCUUCUUUGUUGGAAACUUAGAACUCAAUUCCCACUAAAAAAAGUAAAAACAUCGAACUCCAAACAAACACUCCCCAAAAAUCUGAUUGGUUAAUAACAUUAGCCUCACCCUCUCAUUGGUCCACGUCAUAGUUUCUGACACGUCCCAACCUCAAUCUCUCUCCUCUUCUCUACUUUAUAAAAGCCUUUCUCUCUCUCCUUUCAAAGAGGAAGAGCUCUGUAGAGAGAAACACGAAGCAGAAGAAGAAGGCACAAAACCAGGAGUUAGGAAGAAGAAGAGGAAGCGUCGGUAAACCUACGUCGUUUUAUAUCACCGGCGGAGAUAAUGGCGGUAGCGUGGAAAUCACGCGCAUCUUCGAUCGCAUUCGGCAUCGUUUUGCUCGGUAGUUUGUUUGCUUUCGUUAGCGCGAAAGAUGAAGCUCCCAAGCUUGGGACAGUCAUUGGUAUUGAUCUUGGUACCACCUACUCAUGUGUUGGUGUGUACAAAGAUGGUAAGGUUGAAAUUAUAGCAAAUGACCAAGGUAACCGUAUCACCCCAUCAUGGGUCGCCUUCACCAACGACGAGAGGUUGAUCGGGGAGGCUGCUAAGAAUCAGGCAGCUGCUAACCCCGAGAGGACUAUCUUCGAUGUCAAGAGGCUCAUCGGAAGAAAAUUCGAGGACAAAGAGGUUCAAAAGGACAUGAAGCUUGUACCUUACAAGAUUGUAAACAGGGAUGGAAAGCCUUACAUCCAAGUUAAGGUUCAAGAAGGUGAGACCAAGGUUUUCAGCCCUGAGGAAAUCAGUGCCAUGAUUCUUACCAAGAUGAAGGAGACAGCCGAAACUUUCCUUGGAAAGAAAAUCAAGGAUGCUGUUGUCACUGUUCCUGCUUACUUUAACGAUGCCCAGAGGCAAGCUACCAAGGAUGCAGGAGUCAUCGCUGGUUUGAACGUUGCUAGGAUUAUUAAUGAGCCAACCGCGGCAGCCAUUGCAUACGGAUUGGACAAAAGGGGUGGUGAGAAGAACAUCCUUGUCUUCGACCUUGGUGGUGGAACAUUCGAUGUCAGUGUUUUGACCAUCGACAAUGGUGUUUUUGAAGUUCUUGCAACCAACGGAGACACUCACUUGGGAGGUGAGGACUUUGACCAAAGGCUCAUGGAAUACUUCAUUAAGUUGAUCAAGAAGAAGCACACCAAGGACAUUAGCAAGGACAACAGAGCUCUUGGAAAAUUGAGGAGAGAGUGUGAGCGUGCCAAGAGAGCUUUGAGUAGCCAGCACCAAGUCCGUGUUGAGAUUGAGUCUCUUUUCGACGGUGUUGAUUUCUCUGAACCACUCACCAGGGCUCGUUUCGAGGAGUUGAACAAUGACCUCUUCAGGAAGACCAUGGGACCCGUCAAGAAGGCCAUGGAUGACGCUGGUUUGGAAAAGAACCAGAUUGACGAAAUUGUCCUUGUUGGUGGAAGUACCAGGAUUCCCAAGGUUCAACAGUUGUUGAAGGAGUUCUUCAACGGAAAGGAGCCCAGCAAGGGAGUUAACCCCGAUGAGGCUGUCGCUUUUGGUGCUGCUGUUCAGGGAAGUAUUCUUAGUGGAGAGGGUGGUGAAGAGACCAAAGAAAUCCUUCUAUUGGAUGUUGCACCUCUUACCCUUGGUAUUGAGACUGUUGGUGGAGUCAUGACCAAAUUGAUUCCAAGGAACACCGUUAUCCCAACCAAAAAGUCUCAAGUUUUCACCACUUACCAGGACCAGCAGACCACUGUCACCAUUCAGGUCUUUGAAGGUGAAAGGAGUCUCACCAAGGACUGCAGACUUCUCGGGAAAUUCGAUCUUACCGGAAUCGCACCAGCUCCAAGGGGAACCCCUCAGAUUGAAGUCACCUUUGAAGUAGACGCCAACGGUAUCCUAAACGUAAAGGCAGAAGACAAAGCCUCAGGAAAAUCCGAGAAGAUCACAAUCACAAACGACAAGGGUCGUCUAAGCCAAGAAGAAAUCGAGAGAAUGGUCCGGGAAGCCGAGGAGUUUGCCGAGGAAGACAAGAAGGUCAAGGAAAAGAUCGACGCCCGUAACAGCUUGGAAACAUACAUCUACAACAUGAAGAACCAAAUCAGUGACGCAGACAAGCUGGCCGACAAGCUAGAGUCUGACGAGAAGGAGAAGAUCGAGGGAGCUGUUAAGGAGGCCCUCGAGUGGUUAGAUGACAACCAGAGUGCCGAGAAGGAAGAUUACGAUGAGAAACUCAAGGAAGUCGAGGCUGUUUGUAACCCGAUCAUCACCGCCGUUUACCAGAGAUCUGGUGGGCCCUCAGGUGAAAGCGGUGCUGAUUCAGAAGAUUCCGAGGAGGGACAUGACGAGCUUUAAGUGAUGACUUGUGGAUUUAUUGUUAUUAGGUUUAGACUGAUGGAUCUCCUUUUGUUUGGGGAGGUUUUGGCAGGGAAAACUAAAAAAAAGAUGCAUUAUUUAGAAUGUUACAAGAGUUUUAGGGGGAAACUAGGAUGGGGAAGUGCUUUUGAAUUUUCGGGUUUCCCCUUUUCCCUUCAUCACUAAGUUCAAUUUUUGAGGGACAGUGUAUAGGAUAUUUCAACUGCUUAUAUCAGCUGAAACAACUUCUUUUUUUUUUGGUUAUUUAUGAAUUCAUAAAAGCCUCUGUUUUGACAAA